AGCUAUUAUAAUGUCAACAUCGCAUUUUAUACAUGUUCGUUUAUCAUAAAGAGCCAGCGUAGUCGUCUGCAACUGAUUGAUAAAUCCUCCCCAGUAUCGAUUGUGACUUUGACAUUGCUAUAAGGACGGUUGAAGGUUGAAGCAAUCAGUAAGGUUUCCUAAGGUUCUUCAGCAUUAUACAACAUGUCUGAAAAACGACGAAUACUUGUGUGUGGCGGUGGAAAUGGAGCACAUUGUUUGUCUGCACUCGCAGCUUCUCGGGACAAUUUAGACGUACAUGUUCUGACAUUAUUCCAAGACGAGGCGGAGAGAUGGGCUAAACAUGUUGAAAAUGAAAAUAUGAAGUUAACAAUAACCAAACAAGAUGGAACUCAAUAUGAAAUAUUUUCGAAACCUUCACUUAUAACAAAAGAUGCUGCUAAGGCCAUGUUUGGGGUACAGAUUAUUUUUCUUGUAGUUCCAGCAUUUGCUCACGCUCAGUAUUUUUCCGCCAUUGCGCCACACUUACAGCCAAAUACACUAAUUGUUGGACUCCCUGGUCAAGCUGGAUUUGAACUUCAAUGCCGUCACAUAAUUGGUGACAAAGCAAGCAGUUGUACAAUCGCAGCAUCAGAAUCUUUACCAUUUGCAUGCCGAAUUGUUGAAUUUGGGAGACAUGCCCGGAUACUCGGACUGAAAGAUUCCCUUGGCAUGUCAUCUUUAAAGGGUAAAGCAUGUCAACUAUCCUUUCCUGUGGUAGAAACAAUUCAAGGAAUUCUUGGAGAAUACCCUAAAUUAGAGCUACUCAAGAACUAUGUUGCAAUAAAUCUGAUGGCGGAUGCUAAUGUUCAUCCUCCAAUGAUGUACGGAAGAUGGGGAAACUGGGACGAGAAACCAUUGAAGGAGGAACCCUUAUUUUACCAAGGUGUCGAUGAAAGACAAGCAGAUCUUCUAUCAAGGGUCAGUGAAGAAUUGCUUGCAACUGCAAAAGCAAUCGAACAAAAAAGAAAAGACGUUGACAUGUCAGAGGUUAUCCAUUUGUUCGAUUGGUUUAAAAUUCAUUAUCCAGAUCAGAUAACUGACAAAAGUUCCCUAAUGAUGGCCAUGAGAACGAAUAAAGCAUAUGACGGUCUGGUACAUCCAAUGACAAAAACUGAUGAGGGUUAUGUCCCAAAUUUCAACUAUCGGUACACAUCUGAAGACGUACCUUUUGGAAUGGUAGUUAUGAAAGGAAUUGCCGAUCUAGCGGGUGUAUCUACCCCAACCAUGGAUGAAAUACUUGCAUGGGGACAACAGAAACUAGGAAAAGAAUAUAUAGUUGGUUCAAAACUUACAGGAAAAGAUAUAGGAUCAGCGAGGGCACCACAAUCAUUCGGAAUGACCAGUGUAGAUGAACUUUUUGAUAUUUGAAGAGGCUAUUCUUGUAUUUCAGUAAAAGUAUUAUAAAACUUUCUAGAUUAAGCUUUAAUUAUGUAAACGGGUUUGUUUGUUCGUAUAUAAUUAUAAAAAAUUUAAUGCA
Molecule: messenger RNA, 1498 nt
Organism: Mytilus californianus (California mussel)
Lineage: Eukaryota; Metazoa; Mollusca; Bivalvia; Mytilida; Mytilidae
Product: opine dehydrogenase-like
Exons: 2
Coding region: 184-1389 (401 amino acids)
Molecular function (GO): oxidoreductase activity
Source: RefSeq, a predicted model, not a curated record